Messenger RNA from Schistocerca piceifrons (Central American locust), 384 nucleotides. Its product is annotated as ATPase inhibitor mai-1, mitochondrial-like. Gene Ontology annotation, molecular function: ATPase inhibitor activity. The record is from RefSeq and is a predicted model, not a curated record. Gene Ontology annotation, biological process: negative regulation of ATP-dependent activity. Lineage: Eukaryota; Metazoa; Arthropoda; Insecta; Orthoptera; Acrididae. The coding region runs from base 1 to 384 and encodes 127 amino acids. Gene Ontology annotation, cellular component: mitochondrion. The transcript has 3 exons.
AUGCCAUUGCCACCUACCGAUACGCUGCUGCAACUCCAGGGAGCAGAGAAGCUUGACCGGAUAUUCAUCUCGGGUCUGGAGGUCUAUCGCCGGCAGCAGCGGCGCCUCGCGUCCGAGACGAGUGAGGAGGACGACGAAGGGAGCAAUCGCGGCAGGAGCGCCGGCUCCAUCCGGGAUGCGGGCGGCCGCAUCGCCGAGGUUGGCGCCGCCCGCGAGAACGUCUACUUCCGCAAGAUGGAUAGCGAACUUAUCAACAAAUUGAAAGAGAGGAGGCUCAAAGAAAUUCAGGAACGUAAGGAUGAAAUAAAACAACAUGAGAAGGCUAUAGCUGACGCAAAACGUGAACUUGAAGAACUCGAGAAGAAUUUAGAAGCUGACGAGUAA